CCGUGGGCGAUUGGGCCAUUGGUACAGCUCUAGAGCUCCAGAUCUGGAUCGACUUGUUAUCCCCCCGGGGGUCAAUGCCUUUGCUUGCUGAGCCUAGGGAAUGAUUGAUCUACAAGACGAGAAGCAACCCCAGUUUUGCUCCUAGCUCCUAGCUAGUAGUAGCUGCUUUCUCCUCCUCCUCCAAUCUCCAGAAAUCUUCUUGCUCGCAUACUCGGAAAUGGGCGGAUACGAGUUCCAGAGGGCGGAGCUAGAUGCACUGGAAGGCGUCCUACGCGAUGCAAGCGCGGAGCCAAUGAGUCUGACGUUGCCGCUUCUCAGGCACAUAACCAAUGAUUUCUCCCCUGAAUCUCAAAUUGGUCAAGAUAAUUCUGCACUGGUUUACCUGGGGGUGCUUCCAAGUGGGUGCCGUGUUGCUGUAAAGAAGUUGCAGCUUCAUCAUUGCUUGGAUGAUGAAAAUGAAGAUGCAUUUUUAAUAGAAUAUAACAAAAUGAAGGAUACAUUUCAAAAUGAAGUUUCUGCUGCAAUGAAGCCUUCUCACAAGAACACAGUGCGACUCAUAGGCUACUGCCAUCACACACAAGAGCAAAUUGUCGAAUACGAAGGAAAACAAGUUUUCGCAGGGGUCCUAGAAAGAUUGAUCUGUACGGAGUAUGUGCCUGACGGAACCCUUUGUGGACAUAUCGAAGGUAUGAUUUCUACGGAAAUGGAUGGGUACGAGUUCCAAAGGGCAGAGCUAGAUGCACUGGAACGCGUCGUACGCGAUACAAGUGCGGAGCCAAUGAGUCUGACGUUGCCGCUUCUCAGGCACAUAACAAAUGAUUUCUCCGAUGAAUCUGAAAUUGGUAAAGGUGGAUUCGCAGUGGUUUACCUGGGGGUGCUUCCAAGUGGGUUACGUAUUGCUGUCAAGAAGCUUAGCGAAACUUAUUUGAAUGAUUGUGCAUUUCAAAAUGAAGUUUUUAUCACAAUGAAGGCCACUCACAAGAACACAGUGCGAUUCAUGGGCUACUGUAUUCAAUCACAAGGUGAACUCGUCGAACACAACGGACAACAUGUUUUCGCACAGCUCGCGGAAAGGUUGAUCUGUGUGGAAUAUGCGCCUAAAGGAACCCUUGAUGCACAUAUCGGUAAGUAUGGUGAACUUGACUGGAACCAGCGUUAUCAAAUUAUAAAAGGAAUUUGUCAGGGUUUGCAUCAUCUCCAUGACGAAAUGCACGUUGUUCACAGAGAUAUCAAACCAGCCAAUAUAUUAAUAGGGGAUAAUGCUGUGCCUGGUAUCUCACACCUUUUAUUCGCAGAUGACAGCCUGUUAUUUUUUAAAGCUAACAGCGAUCAGGCUAAUAAGGUAAAGAACAUCCUGGACAACUAUGAGAGAGCCAUUGGACAGCUAAUAAGUCCAUCUAAAUGCUCCCUGCUCCUUGGAAACAAAUGCUCACAAGAAGAUGGACAGGACGUAAUAAAUAUCCUGAAUGUAGUAACGGUGACUUUUGAGGAGAAAUACCUGGGUUUGCCGGUUCCAGAAGGACGUAUGGUAAAAGGGAAAUUCAAGCACACAAAAGAUAAAGCGAGGAAAAGAAUGAAUGAUUGGACAGAAAAAUAUUCUUCCAGUGGAGCUAAAGAGACACUAAUUAAAUCAGUGGCCCAAGCGAUUCCCACUUUUGCAAUGAGUGUCUUCAAGUUCUCAGCAACCCUCUGUGAGGAGCUCAUGCACAUGACCAGAGACUUUUGGUGGGGAGAUGAUGAAGAUCGCCGACGUAUCCAUUGGUUGAGUUGGGAGAAACUUACAAAACGUAAAAGCCAAGGAGGUAUGAUAUUUCAAGAAGAAGAAACUGAAUGUAUUGUCGAAGAAGUCUACGGAACAAUGGGAUAUAUGGCACCGGAGCUACGUGUUAAGGGUAUGGUGUCAUUUAAGGCUGACAUAUACAGUUUCGGCCUUGUGAUCGUGGAGUUAUUGACCGGGAUGAAAGGAUAUAUUAAUGAGGAUACACUUAAGGAUUUGAGAAAAAGAUUGGUAAAAGAAGGAGCGUUUUCAUCAUGGGAAAACAAAUACCACCAAGUUAGAACAUGUCUGGAGAUUGGGCAGGACUGCAUACAAUACGACCCAGAUAAAAGGCCCACUUUGUUGGAGAUUAUCCAGCGGCUUAAUGAAGCGGAAGAUAUGAACUAUUCUGCAGAACUUUGGCAGUCAGGAGAUGAGGAAUCCGACUUAUCGGAUACAGAAGCUUUGGAGACAGAGACAACAGCCGAGUUCCUUCCAAGUGACGAGGAACCCGCCUCUGCAGACACGACGGGAGAAACAAGCACAGAGGAGCCUGAUAAAGCAGACCUAGUAAGUAAGUUGCCAGUGUCGGUGGACCUGUCAGACCUAACAGUCCUGGAGGAAAUCACAGAUGAUUUUUCACACGAAAGAAUAGUUGGGAAGGAUGGCACGUUCAGAGGUUCUCAUAAGGCAUUUGUUUAUAAGGGCGACGUUCCACGGCGAGAAAUGGUAGCUGUGAAGAGGUUAAUUGGAGUAGCAAUUCCAGUUGAAAAGUUUAAGAGGGAGGCAGAGCAGUUCAUGAGUUUGGAUCACAAAAAUAUAGUAAAGGUGGCCGGCUACUGCCACGACCAAUCUAGAGGACAUAAGCUGGUACGGUUCAGAGGAGAUGCACCACCACAAGCCAUUAAAGGUCCUGAACAAUUACUCUCCUAUGAAUAUAUGCACAACGGAAGUCUUCGCAACUAUCUUAUUGGUCAAGGAUCUCGUGAAAUUGAUUGGCAAAAGCGCUAUAAAUUGAUCAAAGGGAUUUGCGCAGGCUUACAUUACCUCCACAAGGGUCGUGCAAAUUGUCCAAUUGUUCAUUUGAAUUUAAGCCCGUCAAAUGUAUUGUUGGACGAGAACUACAUACCACGCAUCACAGGGUUCGAUUUUUCCAAGCUCAUUGGUGAAAAGAACACCAAAUCCGUGGUACUUAAGCUGAAUGGACCCAUAGCUUACCUGCCACCGGAUUUCCUGCACUCCAAGGGUCCUGACCUCAAAUAUCUAGCUACGGUAGACAUAUACAGCUUGGGUCUUAUCAUUCUAGAGAUCGUAACGCAGCAAGAGAUCAAAGGCAACCAUGGAGUGCUUAUUAAGAGCAUAGAGGAAAACUGGAGGGAAGAGUCACAAAUAACACGGUUGUAUACCUCACUAGAAGCUGACGAACUGCAGCAAGUAAAAAUGUGCAUUGAUAUUGGCCUAUACUGCGUCCAGUCAAAGCCUGAAAAGAGACCUACGGCUGAGGACAUCAUGCUCUGGCUUGAUAAAGGGAUCAAACCAGUCCCAACCCCAAGAGCAGGUGGAGGAGUGUCAAGACCUACAGUCUCAGUUCCAAGGGCAGGUCCAGGAGUGCCAAGACCUCCUGUCCCCACUAAUAUCACCCAUGCAGAUGACCGCAUCCAAGGAAACGAGAAGCCGGCGGGAUUCAUAAAACGAAUCUUCAGAAGAAAGUAGCCACCUGAGGGAGGAGGAGAAUUCUUUGAAGCGGGCGGGAUUCAUGAAGCAAUUCAUUCCUGGUGAAAAUUAUACUAGAUGGUUCAGCAAAGCUCGUGGUGAAAAUUAUAUGAUGGUUCAACAAAGCUCGUGGUUGUUACUGUUGGAUAAGCAACGCUGGCUUGGGACAUCACAUUGCGUGGUUUUUUGUAGACCGAGCUACGUGGUACCUCCUAUCUAUACCAUUCAAUGAGCUGUCCUGUUUUCUAGAGAUUUGUGCAAAAGCUGACUAGUUUUACAGGGUUGAGUAAUUUGUUACGCAAAUCUAAAGCUGACCAAUUUUGUUGGCAUCUGAC
Messenger RNA from Triticum aestivum (bread wheat), 3804 nucleotides. RefSeq lists its product as uncharacterized. The transcript is spliced from 14 exons. The record is from RefSeq and is a predicted model, not a curated record. Gene Ontology annotation, molecular function: ATP binding; protein kinase activity. Gene Ontology annotation, biological process: protein phosphorylation. NCBI's taxonomy places the organism in Eukaryota, Viridiplantae, Streptophyta, Magnoliopsida, Poales, Poaceae. Bases 218 to 3469 code for a protein of 1083 amino acids.